This is a messenger RNA of Physcomitrium patens, 2050 nucleotides long. NCBI's taxonomy places the organism in Eukaryota, Viridiplantae, Streptophyta, Bryopsida, Funariales, Funariaceae. The record is from RefSeq and is a predicted model, not a curated record.
GUCACGAGUAAAAGUCUCUCAAUGAAUCAACGGCCGCGGCGAAGCUGAAGAUGUCGCCUACGAAGGGAGGCUGCUAAGCAUUUGCUUCGAUUUUGGCUCGUCGCAACAAUCUUCCACCUCGGGAGUAGCGGAGACGAUUGUUUCUGCCGAUGCAUCGUUGUGGGGGUGGUGGAUUUCAGAUCUAGGCAUCCUUUUUGAAUCGUGGUGGAGGUUUGUGUGCGAGGAGCGUCGUCGUUGUUAAUAUUAAAGUUGUAGAGGCAGAGUUCGUGCUAGGAAGUAGGAGUCCCAGGAAGCAGUGGAGAGUACUGGAUCCAUGACUUUCGAUGCACCUGAGAAUCUCCAAUGAGCCUGAGGAGUUUCAAAUUUGGGCGCGCGCGUGUGUACCCGAAGUUUCCUUCCAUUUGACAGGAUUUGGAAGAUGGUCAAGUGGAGCUUUGUUGCUUUGUGGAUUGCAAAAGCAUCAGGGAGUUCUUGAGGUGACCCGAGAUCCUUGACAUAACUAUCUGCUUUCUGAUCCAAGUCGACAAGAUGGAUUUGACCCCCAUUCGACACGCAAUUGAUCAAGUAGUUUUUCUGCGCAAUUCCUAUUUCCUAAAACUGAGACAAGGUGUGAUCGAAAGAGCACUAGAGGAGGCGAAUGCAGCUGCAGGAUGGCUUGCAAUGUUGAAUGAGGAUGACUUCUCUGAAUUUGGCAAAGAAUUAUUCCAAAACCUUGGACGAAAAUUGACUGAAGUUGGUCUAACAAGCCAGUAUGUCGAAGAAAUUCAUAAGACAAGUCGAAGACGUAUCGACAUACCCCUGAAGCGAUGGAACGAAUCACUGAACAAUGUCUUCGCACGGGACAUUAUGAAGGCGUACGUAAAUGUUGAAUUCGAUAGCAACUUGAUCAAUCAGCUCAUAUGCGAUCAUUUCUAUCGAGCGGAGGAUCUCGGUUUUUGCGAUGUCUUCGUGAUGGAGGCUCAAAUAGAAUUGGGUGUUGCUGCAGCGUUGCACGCUCCCGUGUCCGACAUGUGGCAGUAUUUGAAGCAACUUCGUGAGAUGAAUGUAGACCCUGCAUUGGAUUGGUGUGAUGCGAAUCGACUCAAAUUGGAUGCCAGGGCAUCUUCAUUGGAGUUUGAAUUGCGUGAACUAAAGUUUCAUCAUCUUCAUAAGACCAAAGGGCUUAACGUGGCUGUUGAAUAUGGGAAAUCCUUCGUUUCUUCUUAUAUUGCCGAGCACGAUUAUGUGAAAUCCAAAUUUCCUAAUUAUGGCAAUCAGCACAUACAGAGGACUAACGUAAAUAGAAUGAUGGCUAGUCUCCUCUGGAAUAAACGAGGUGGAAAUUCUCCUUACAAAACCUAUUUCGAUAUGCACCAGCAGCUACAAUCUACCUGCGAAAAAUUCAAGAGGGAGUACCUUUUAAAUCAUCGAUUUCAAAGUGCUUUACACGCCGUUGUUUCAGCUGGCUCCAUGGCACUUCUCGUUCUGCUGGGCAUAUCCUCCAAGGAGUGGGAGCUAGAUGAUGCAUACAACUUUCACUCCAUAUAUGUCUGCUGUGUGCAUUUAGAUCAAAGUACUGUAGAGAGUCCUCCAGUACUGCAGCAAUCAUGCGGCCAUACUAUGUGCCUAGAUUGUUUUCAAAGGAUGCCUAAGAAUUCGCUUUAUGUUCCAAGAGUGAAUACAGAGUUAGGAGUUAACAUCCGGAUCACAUUGUGUACAUUAAUUUGUCCAUUCUGUCGAAGCUUGACAGGAGUGGUAGAAUGCAAGAAAAUCUAUAUGUGAUGCUGAAAUGAUGGACAGUAUUGUGAUGAGCUGCUGCAAUGCAUUGGAAUUCAGUUUAGAAGGUUGGUUGUAGGAAUCAGAGAGCCGAUCUUAAUUCGAAGUUUUCUUGUGGGUAGGUUCUCUCAAUUAUUCAUGAAGUUUACAUGAGGCACAUACCUCAUUCAUUAGUAAGCUUAAGCAUGCUAUUCAAAAGUGAUGUACAGAGGCAAUUGCUGCAGACAAUUACUUCAAUCAAUUGCUUCAGAAUGUAGUUAUCUCAUUUUUACUCUGCCAGAUUUAUCAUAAAGUU